AUGAGAGCUGUCAAAACACCAGCUUUAGGGCUCCGAAGCCUCCUCAGUUUAUUGGGGAUAUUGGUGGAGGGGUGGCAUGAUUUAGAUAACAAAGACUAUGACUGUUGGCCCCUGGAAAAACCAGAUGAGUAUAAUAUGAUGGACUGUGGAGGCUUGGAGAUGGCAUGGGUGCAAAGACCUCCAGAAACAGCUGUGAGCGGGGAAUUCUUCAAUGUGACCUAUGCAGUCUUUGCUUCAGACAGCUUUUAUCAGUAUGCAGUGCAAAAUCAAAUCCUUUCUCACAGCAAUGCUACUGCUGCAAAGGAAUUCUGUGAGGAGCAUGAAUGCCCUGCCAGCUGGAAAGAUGCAAAUGGGGAGAACUGCUGUGUCUACCAUGCCAACAUUCACUCCUGUCCUCUGGCCUUCAUGGGUAGAGGAGGAAUAUGUGGUCCGUGGAUCCCAGAUGAUGGCCAGAUAUUUACUCACACCUUGUCUACAGCUGGCAAAAUGACCCAAAGAAACUGGACUGCCAAGGUUGUUUUAGUUCACGUGGGUGUGACUUCUCUCAUCGCACACAUCAGAGUUGGGAGAAUGCAAGUUGCUCUGGAAGCAAAAACCACAGUCCUUCCUGCAAUAGUCUGUGGAGAUGGCUUUUGUGAGGAAGAAGAAGGCUGCUCUAUCUGUCCAGCAGACUGCGGGGAAUGCCCACUGUCUGCUGAUGCUAGGAUAGCAAUUGCCUUACCAGUUUGUUUAGUCUGCACUGGCUUUAUUUUGGCAGUCAUGUGGUUUCAAUACCAGAAACAAAAGAUGUUUUGGGAUGAAAGCUGGAUUAUAGACUUCACCUGCAUAAAACAAGAUCACAUAGUAUGGAGAGCAACAGGAAGCAUGAUGAGUGCUCCCACAGCGCCCAGUGACUCCAAUGCCAGCUGUAUUACUACUCUGAGCUCCUGCACAGCAGCUGCUAACAUGUCCAGGAAACAGUACUUCACCCAGACUGGGAGAUACGAUGGUAGAACCGUGGCCAUAAAGAAAGUAAUGAAGAAGGCAUUCACACUCUCCAAAUCUAUACGUAAAGAAGUAAAGCAAGUGAGGGAACUUGACCAUCCCAAUCUCUGCAAAUUCAUUGGAGGUUGUAUAGAAGUGCCAAAUGUUGCCAUUGUGACAGAGUACUGCCCCAAAGGCAGCCUGAGUGAUGUUCUCCUCAAUGAAGACAUACCUUUGAACUGGGGCUUCAGGUUUUCUUUUGCUAUUGAUAUUGCACAAGGAAUGGCCUAUCUUCACCACCACAAAAUGUAUCAUGGACGGUUGAAGUCUAGUAACUGUGUGAUAGAUGACCGAUGGGUUUGUAAAAUUGCAGAUUAUGGUUUGCAGUCAUACAGAAAAGAAGAUUCUCCUGAGGAAUCAAGCUCACACCAGCAGCAUUUGAUACCAAUUUACACAGCUCCUGAAAUCCAUUCCCUUUCAGACUUUGAACCCAAUUCUAUGACAGACGUCUACAGUUACGCCAUCAUUUUACUAGAAAUUGCCACAAGAAAUGACCCUAUGCCAGUAACUGAAUAUUCUUGGUGCCCACCUCUGGCGGAAUUAAUUUCAGGAAAGGCUGAGAAUUCUUGCCCAUGUCCCACAGAUUACAUAGAGUUAAUCAGAAGGUGCAGAAAAUAUAAUCCAGCCCAAAGGCCUACAUUUGAACAAGUCAAGAAAAUGUUGUACAAGAUGAAUCCUAAUAAAGUUAGCCCUGUUGACAUGAUGAUGACUCUGAUGGAGAAAUACAGCAAACAUCUGGAGAUACUGGUUUCUGAGAGAACCCAGGAUUUAAUGCAUGAAAAACAGAAGACUGAUCGUCUGUUGUAUAGUAUGUUGCCAAAGCAAGUAGCAGAUGAUCUCAGGCAGGGAAAACAUGCACAAGCUCAAAGUUACUUAAGUGCCACCAUUUUUUUCAGUGACAUUGUUGGUUUCACUCAGCUGUCCAGCAGCAGCACACCUUAUGAAGUGGUAGAUCUCUUGAACAAGCUUUACACCACUUUUGAUGAAAUCAUAGAUAACUAUGAUGUCUAUAAGGUGGAGACAAUAGGAGAUGCCUAUAUGGUGGUAUCAGGAGUACCCAAAGAGAAUGGGAUCCUUCAUGCUGGUGAGAUUGCAAGCAUGGCUUUAGACCUUCUGGACGUCUGCAAGACUUUUAAGAUCCCACACAAGCCCAACACCCUCCUAAAGAUAAGAGCAGGAAUCCAUUCAGGGGCAGUUGUAGCUGGAGUUGUUGGGACCAAAAUGCCACGGUAUUGUUUAUUUGGAGAUACCGUGAACACAGCUUCCAGGAUGGAAUCCACCAGUGAAGCUCUUAAAAUACAGUGCAGUUCAAGUGCGUACCAGCUGUUGGAGCAGAUUGGGGAGUACGUGUUAGUAUGCCGCGGGAAUUUACAAGUCAAGGGGAAAGGAGACAUGGUAACAUACUGGCUUGAAGGUAAGAAAGCCUCUGCCACCCAGAAGGCAGUCACCAGCACUUCCGUGAUGCUUCAAGACCCCAACAGAGCUCUGUUUAGUUUGCUACCAGGUGUUCCUCCCAGUGACCCUCUCUCAAGUCCUGCUUACUAGCCACUCGCUACCUCCUGUUAGUCUGUUAGGUCGUCCUGCUGAAUUAGAAAGUAAGAAAAGAAAUAGUCCGCCCCUUUGGCUUUGGAGAUGUAUUUGCUCAGAUUUUAUUUACAGGUAUUGCUUUCCCAUCAGUGGCAGGAAAAAUACAAAAAAAGCAAAAAUUCGUCUUCAGAAAUUAUAUAUAAGACAGACCCACCAGACACUAGGGCUGAAGGUAGCUCCCAGCAUUACUUGUUGGUUUGGAUCUGCUGGGUAAUCCCCUGCCAGAAGCCUCCAUCACCUCAAAGCCAGCUGGCUGGACAUUCCAGCCUGUAAGCUUCUCCCACAGGAAAGAAGGAAGCAGUGUAGUGCUGCUAUUCAGCGGAAUGAUAAACCUUGCGGGUGUGACUGGUUUCGUGCUAUGAAAGGGAAAAAUGAGAUGUGUAUUGUGUUAGAGAGCAAGGCCCACUGAAAGAGGAGGAUGAAGCAGUGCUGUCAUAGUGGAUACAAAUUGAUGAGAAUUUGUGCUCCUGCUUCCAUGUCAUCUCCAUUGCCUGGAGCAGAGAGAAAAGAAUUAAGAAGAAAGGCCAGACUAUUUCCGUAGAGUCAACACUUAGUGACACCUGCCAUCAUGGUACAGAGAUCUGAAUGUCUUGGGAGAGAAAUGAAAGACAUUGCACACUGUUGUUAAGCAGAAGAGAGUCCAUUUCAGCUGCUCUUUGCCUGCUCUGGUUUUUCUCUGAAAAAAAGCUCCUAAAGUUAGCUUACGUUAUGGAGUUGCUUUGACUAAAGUGGCAGUGAACUUACUGUAGCUGGUGAGCUGUCUGACUGCAAAAUCAGGCAGCUCUCUGAGUCACUCCGUAAUUUAGGACACAGUUUGGAAAAGGUCAUUCCUGAGCAAGCAUUUCCUGUAAAGAGAGACCCAGCACUACACAUGUAGUGAUCUGUUGAUGAGCGUGGAUCUAUAAGCAUUGCAGGUGUUGACUUUCUUUAAAGACAAAGCAUAUAUACAGUGGACCCUGUUUAUAUUUUUUAGUGUUUUACUUACGGCAAUACAUUAACUUUCAGGGCUAAUCUAUUUUGAAGAGUUUAGCCAGGUCCAGCCGAAUUGAUUAACACACGGUCCAACAGAAUUAGUUAUGUGAAAUGCAGAAAGGAAGGAUACCAAAAGUCACAGCAGUUCCACCAUAAUGUGAACUGGACUGGCCAAAGAUAAGUGGGAAGAGGUGGAAAGGAAGUACUAUGAGUAACAAAGUACCAUCUGCUCCUCCUUAUUCUGCUUCUUUAUCCUCCAUCCUGUCCCCGAUUCUAGGUAUGAGUACAGAAGCACACAUGCACAUGCAGUUUUUCUGGUAUAAAUUUGUGCAUCUUAAACAAGCAGCUGAUGAGUUAGUUGUCCAUGUUCCCAUGUAGCUAGCAUAAUUUUGAUGCUGAAUAUGUGCUGUGUGAUAGUAAUAGAGAGUCACAGUAUAGUCCUUCUUCAGCUUCUGUGCAAAGUAAAUGCAGUGGUAAUGUUAGAUUUUUCAGAGGUGCCUAACAGAGAUUAGAAAGCUAAAUCCUUCCAAAUUAUGGACGACUUACUUGAAAUCCACAGAAAAAUAUAGAACAUUCUGAGUGAAAUUCUGUCUCAGAAGUCUGUGGGAAUACUGCCACUUGAAUGGAACCAGAACCUCAGCAAGGGACAUAGAGCUGAUCUUGACACUUGAGACCCCAAGGCAGAACCCAGCCAAAUUCUUUAAAAUUAAAAUUUUUAAUUGGUUUCACAUAACUUCCUGAUCUUAAAAGAUUCCUUUCACUAUUUUUGAGUUUCAUAUUAGUAUAUGGUACAGUACAGUUAACUUAUUUGUAAUCUUAGCAAAAUUAAGCUUUUAGUUCUCCAGAGCCCAGAGGUGUUGUUAAAUACUAUCAUUGCCCUUAUUCAAAUCUGACCUAGAUAUUGUGAAACUCUCUGUUCUAUUAUAGUGCUGCAUGAUAUAUAUUUUACAUUAUACUUUUAAUGAGUUAGCUUUUUAAAAUUUUUAUUAGAAAGGUGCAUGUCAUAUGAUCUUUUAUCAAAUGUCAAUGUGAAAGCAUGUGCUUUGUUAUGUUUAUCUGUAGCAGUACAGUUUAUCUGUACAGUUUUAACCCUUCUGCUGUAUUUUAA
Molecule: messenger RNA, 4690 nt
Organism: Falco peregrinus (peregrine falcon)
Lineage: Eukaryota; Metazoa; Chordata; Aves; Falconiformes; Falconidae
Product: atrial natriuretic peptide receptor 2-like
Exons: 23
Coding region: 1-2568 (855 amino acids)
Biological process (GO): intracellular signal transduction; protein phosphorylation; cGMP biosynthetic process
Molecular function (GO): peptide receptor activity; protein kinase activity; ATP binding
Source: RefSeq, a predicted model, not a curated record